GGCGGCGGGCGGGCGCUGAGGGCCGGCGGCGGCAGCAUGGAGGCGAUCUGGCUGUACCAGUUCCGUCUGAUCGUCAUCGGCGACUCCACCGUGGGCAAGUCCUGCCUCAUCCGCCGCUUCACCGAGGGCCGCUUCGCCCAGAUCUCCGACCCCACCGUGGGCGUGGAUUUCUUCUCCAGGCUGGUGGAGAUCGAGCCUGGCAAGAGGAUCAAGCUGCAGAUCUGGGACACGGCCGGGCAGGAGCGGUUCCGGUCCAUCACCAGAGCCUACUACAGGAACUCGGUGGGAGGACUGCUCCUCUUUGACAUCACAAACCGCAGAUCUUUCCAGAACGUGCACGAGUGGCUGGAGGAGACCAAGGUGCACGUGCAGCCCUACCAGAUCGUGUUUGUGCUGGUGGGGCACAAGUGUGACCUGGACACGCAGCGGCAGGUGACCCGGCACGAGGCAGAGAAACUGGCUGCUGCCUACGGCAUGAGGUACAUCGAGACCUCGGCCCGCGACGCCAUCAACGUGGAGAAGGCCUUCACCGACCUGACCCGGGACAUCUACGAGCUGGUGAAAAGGGGGGACAUUUCCAUCCAGGAGGGAUGGGAAGGGGUAAAGAGCGGCUUUGUCCCGAACGUAGUGCACUCCUCAGAAGAAGUGGUGAAAUCAGAUAGAAGGUGCUUGUGCUGAGCUCCUCUAGGGAGGCCGUGGUGAUGAACUCUACUAACCAAACGUUCUUUACUAAGUGAACUCAGUGUGACAGAGGGGAGAGCCACGCUCCCGUUGAGAACAGCCUCCCACGUUGUUUUGGACACCAGGACAGACCCUGGAAAGAAAUGUUCUGUUCCAAAUAACCUUUCAGAACUGGGGGCUACAAACCUGAAGGAGAGUGAGUGAGGGUGCAUGUGGAUGUUGUAAGGAGACAGGAAGCAAAAAUGAGGGGCUGCACAACACAGGAGAGGGUAUACAGAGCUGAAUAGGCUGGUACAUGCCAGGGUACUCUACAUGUUCUCUUUUAAGUAAACCUAUAGCUCCCUGAUGGCCUUUGGAGCCACAGGAUGGAUACGCAGUCGUAUGACAAACAGGCAGACAGAGAGAAAGCAGGAGGACAUUUUGGUUUGUGUCAGCUAUUUCUUUCCAGGAAGGUCUAAAGGCAGCACAGAUACCAUUUCCUCAUAAGGUCAGUUCCACAGGAGAAGUUUACUGACAGGGUAUGCACACUUCUGAGUUUUCUUUCUUAUGUUCUUGAACCUAGUCAAUAGCAAAGAAUAUUUUGUGGGGUUUAAAGAGGUAAACAGUACUCACUUGAUUGGUAAUUAAAGUUUCAAUUAUUCAUCCCUUAACAGUGUUUUUCUUGCUGUGCUGAACCAAGACUCUAAGUGGCAACUCUUGCUGCAGUAGAGAUUAUUCAAUGCAAUUUUUACUCAUUUAGUGCCUGGGUGAGUACCUUGAAAGUACCCCAAGUUCAGGCUUUCCAGCAGGAUUAAGUGAUCAAGAGCAUAAAGAGAGAACCAUGUCCUCAGGUGUUAUGUGUUAAGACUGGGGUGUUGCAGCCAGGUGGGCCACACCAUUUCUGACUCAGUAACAGCACUGUGCUGACCUUACCAGCCAGGUCACAAGGAGGAAUGGAAAGGAAGGAGGGAAAGAAGAAACCCAACAAAAUAAAAAACUUGAAAAGCUUAACUCAGGUGCAUCAGACAUCCUAAAAGGUGAGAUUAGCUCUUAAAGAAAUUAAAUAGCAUUGAAAGCAACAGCUUCCAUCGGUACUUUCUGCUGUUAAAGUGUCAUUUUCUGUCUUGGCCUCUGUGGAAGAGAACUGGCACUGGGAAGGUGGAACACACAGCAGGAGUGUCUGAGCAGGUGGGAAGGAAAGCCUUAAGACACACUCAAGAGUAAAAUUUGUUUUCCUCCAUGUUUUAGUUUGACAAAAGAGGAUCCAUCUCAGGCUGGCCAUCAUGGGAUGGCAGCCAUGUCACAAAAGCUGUAUGUAGGUAGAUGUUUUCUGGGAAUGCCAUUCACCACUUAAAAGCUUUGCUUCUGCCAAAUUUUAACCCAAGCUUUUGAAGUGCAAUGGGGUGACUGUGCUCCUGUAGCAAAUUAGGGAACUUCAGUGAGCAAACAAAACUAUAGUGACUUUUUUACUUGUGUUUGAAAGCUUUAUACACCUGCAAUGGGCAGGAUGGGGGAUUAGGUAAAAGCCACAGGAAGCAUCUAGUGUUUAUUUUUGGCCUCUGAGUAGAGAAAAAGAAAAUAUUUGUUCCAGCUUUUUAAUCUACAGAAAUACAGGUGUUGAUUGUUGUUGAGUUCAGACUGUUACUUCUUCUGAAACCAUUCUCACAGUUUGCAGCAGCACAUGGGCAGGUCUUAUUAAGAAAAAAACCUGUGGUUUCCAUAUUGAAGCUGUAAAAAACCCAAACCCACAGCAAGCCCAGACCAGCAACCCAAACCCUGAGCACUUUUGCUUUUGGUGUUCUAGGAACAAUUUCAGUUCCUGGGCUCUGCAGGGGAGCAGCAGAGCUGCACCUGCUGGGAGGGCACAGGGAGCAAAUGCCAGGAGGGGGUGGCAGUGCCUGGUGCUUCUUGGUGAGCUUGUCAGUGCUGGAAUAGGCUGUGAGUGCAUCCAACACCUGCUGAAGGGCAGUGAGUGCCAGGCACUUGUGGGUGAGUGACCUGAAGAUUAAAAUGAAAAAGUGUGCCCUUUACAAAGCCUGUUUCUGGGUGAGCAAAGGUGGGUGCAGGGAGCACCGCAGGAACUGGGCAGAUGCCAGGGCAGAGUGAGGGGUUUGCUCAGACCAGCUCAGUCAGUUUCUUUGUUCCCUGGAUGGAAAGUUCACCUAGCAGCUGCUUCAGCUUUUCAGGGGCCAGCUGGACACUGGGUGUGUCUGGGGGUGUCUGGCUGAGCCCCCAGGGGCACUGAGCCAGAGUGUGACAUGAGGGGCAGUGAGGAGUUGGAUCAGACAUUUUAGCAAUAGUCAAAUUCUGUAAUUCCCUGUGUGAGAGCCUGGCCAGAGGGGAAAGAUCACUUUUCAUGAGACAGACAAUAUUUUAUUUAAUGGGUUUUGGAUAUUCCCCGUUACUGCUCCCAGGGAGAAAUUCCAGAAAGCCUAAGCCAGUAAGUGCAUUCUGGCCUUCAGAGUAAAUCUUCAAUUUAAAUACAGAAGUGUUGUAAUUCUAAAGAGGAACAGUACAGAAGAAAAUGUACAUGGUCUUAACUAUUUAGAGUUAAUAAAUUGUUAUAUUAAAUGAUAGAAAAAUCAUUAUCUACAUCUUUUUCUAAUUCCUUGCAUUUUCUAGACUGCUUAUUAAAAUAUAGGAAAUGUAGAUUCAUCUGUACAAAAUUUGGAAUGUUUUUUCUAAGAUGAAGAACUUAUUGGAUAUGCUAAGAAUUCUUUUCUAACAACUGGUUUUAAUGCUUUGACUUAGAGGGACUUUGAGAAAUCAGAAGGUGAUACCUCUCACAGGCUUAAGGUCAGGAGCUCUUAUACUCUAGGACAAAAAGAGAAAAAAAAAAGGAAAAGCUAACUUUCUGUGGUCUCUACCACAUGUUAAAAACAAUCUGCAUGUUAAACUGAACUUGCUCAGAACCUCCAGAAUAAAAGCAUACUUUACACUGUCCUCGCUUUGUUAUGCACUGUAAUGAAAUGUGAAAAUAAUGCUGUAUUUAGCUGUGUGUAUGUGACUGAAAAUAUGCUUGUAUUUAGCAAAAUGGUUACUACGUGAUAAUGUGAAAUUCAAAACUUGUAAAGAAA
Molecule: messenger RNA, 3737 nt
Organism: Camarhynchus parvulus
Lineage: Eukaryota; Metazoa; Chordata; Aves; Passeriformes; Thraupidae
Gene: RAB39B
Product: RAB39B, member RAS oncogene family
Exons: 2
Coding region: 37-678 (213 amino acids)
Biological process (GO): Rab protein signal transduction
Cellular component (GO): Golgi membrane
Molecular function (GO): GTP binding; GTPase activity
Source: RefSeq, a predicted model, not a curated record